AUGGCUCUCGUCGUCUUUUCGCGGACACAGCGACAUCCAGCAGCCGCGGCGGAGGCUUGCGCACAGUAUGCCAAGUUGCUGCGGCACGCGCAACUGACGCUGUCCAGUCUGGUUGAAACAAAUAUUGAUGCCGCCUUGCUAGCCGUCUUCCUCAUGGCUCGCUAUGAAGACUCGGCGCAGGGUGAGGAGGCAUUCCUGCCCAAUCCUUCCUUCAACAGCUACUUGCAUCAUGAUGGUGCAGCUGCGAUCCUCAAAAUUUGGAGAAGCCGCCAUGCAGGACAGAACCAGCGGGCAACUUCUACUGUCAAAUACUCCCGGCGUGGCAUCAUUCGAUCCGCUCUUCUGCGGUAUCUUGCAGUGCCAGCAUGGCUUGAAGAUGGUCGAGUUUUCGGCGAGGGUGGGCGAGACCUUGAGUACGACGGCAUCCUGGUCCAAAUUGCCAAUCUUCGGAAUCAGCUGAAGGCUCUUCAACAAAAUAGCUCUCAGCUAGACACUAUCAGUCCUGAGCUGUUUCAAAUGGCCCAAAAACUAUGCAAUGAAGCAGAGCGCUUGGACAGCGCAUUGCAAGACUGGGCAAUUCGGAUUCCAAGCUCCUGGUACCCCUACCGCCAUCUCAUACGCACAGGCUCCUCUUUACCUCCCCGGCACUUCUUCUCCACCGAGGUCUACAGUUAUUCCAGCAUGACUUGUGCUGCCCGGUGGCUAAACUACUCGGCUACAAGGACGCUGCUUAAUCGAGCAUGGUUGAAGAUCCUUGAGCUCGUCCAGCCAUGCUCAGAUGACUCUGCCCACAACCACUCAGUGGAGCAGUGUCGCUCACGCAUUCUGGUCGCGGCCAAUGAUGUAUCCUCAAGUAUACCAUUUGUACAUGGAACCUUCAAAGCCACGGACGCCGGUAAACAUCAAACAGUUAUCACACUCAACACAGAUGCCGAGAUCGAACCAUACGUAGCAAGUCUUACUGCGUGGCCUCUCAGUAUUGCCUCAAGUAUCGGGAGCUUGAAUGCAGGGCAGAAGCAGUGGUUCGGGAGCCAGUUGGCAUUGAUUGGGAGGAUUCUCGGAUCAGGAGUCCUGGAGCGCGUUGGCGCUGCCGACCUCCUUGACCUGUGA
This is a messenger RNA of Fonsecaea multimorphosa CBS 102226, 1110 nucleotides long. RefSeq lists its product as uncharacterized. The record is from RefSeq and is a predicted model, not a curated record. Bases 1 to 1110 code for a protein of 369 amino acids. The transcript has a single exon. NCBI's taxonomy places the organism in Eukaryota, Fungi, Ascomycota, Eurotiomycetes, Chaetothyriales, Herpotrichiellaceae.